AAGCAAUCCUUACUAGUAUGCUAGUAGUGUAAGUCAUCAACUUUUCCGUGACUGUGCCAUCUCUCUCUAGUGUAAGCUUCCAAUGAUGUUAAAUGCCAAGACGUGAAGUUAAUCUGAUUAGCGAUUGCAAUAUAUAGUCUUCCCAUAAAGUGCACGCAUGAUAUAUUGCAGGCAUAUUGUUAUUUUGUGUAGAAAGUGUUGUUUUUAAUUUGUUUUGACUGUUUAUCGAUAUCGUUGUUCAGGACUUAAAGCCAGUAAAUUAUACACUCCAGUGACACGUUUAUAAUUAGAUCUAAGUUGUUAUUAGUUGCCCCAGCGUGCGCCGUCCAGAGUUGCUAGCAGACACUUGUGAAACUGUACCUUUUAGUGCAACCACCUGAUUUAUGUUACUGUGAAUGUUUUAUCAGUUUUGAAUAAAUUUUUUCUUUAAAAACAUGGACUUGUGAAAUGACUUUUUCUCGACAUCCAUUCUGGGAGCAAGAUACAUAUGUAUGAUGCUGAUACCUGUAUUUCCGUAAGAACGUUAUUGUAAAAGAAAUAACUUACUUUGCCAAAGAUCCUUUUGCUUGAAUUUCAACUAUGACUAUAUUCGUCGGCCGAUUGAUUUGAUAUACAUGUAGGAUCAUAUAGACGGGUCCUUUGGUGAAAAAUAGCGGAGGGUAUUUCAAACUUCAGUCAGACUACUAGUAUCAAACUGUCACCAAUGAUGAUACAACAGAAAACACAAAGAACAUCAAAUAAAUGUGCAAUAUAACGUUGCGGCAAAAGGUGACCACGUGACAAAGAGACUACUUUGCAAAAGGCACCUCUAAGAUUGACACCGGAUGUGAGCUUUAGUGUCAUUGAACUUAUAGACACUGCAAAAAAAUGAUAACCGCCGUUUCCGUAUUGGCAGCCGUUUGUGAAAAUUUACAUACGCCUCCUUCUCAGAAUGCGGAAAGAAAUCUGGCAAGCCACGUGUUUAAAUGGAUAUAAAGCUAGGAAAGGUCCUGAAGAGAUUUACUUUAGAUUUUGCUCUUGACAUGGCGUCUCUUCUCGUCCGCGCUAUCCUGACCAUCGCCGUGGUGGGAUUGUUGUUCGCGCAGGACGCCGCCUUUUGGCUCAGGCGAGGUUCUCGUCGCCCCCGUCCCCGUCCCCAGCCCCGCUGCCCGGACCCCACCGCCGUCCUGCCGGGCGCACAGACCACCUGGGACGACACCUUCACGUUCCUGUGCCCGGAUUUCCAGGUCAUCAGACGUAUCCGGAGCGCUUACUGCAACACGGCUAGAGACAGGGUGUGGCGGUUCGACUGCGAGUCCAUCCCCGGCGUGUCCGUGUUCCAUGAGCUGUUCUGGUCCGGCUGGGUGAAUAACUAUGGUGGCAUCAUGAACUACCAGUGUCCGUUUAACGCCAUCAUCACGGGGUUUAAGAGCCAGCACAACGAUGGCAGGGAGGACCGCAGGUGGAAUGUCCGGUGCUCCAAGGUCUACGAUAUGGUCACGUUUAACAACGUCCUGUCCAACGUCACCAACGAACUUGGCCUGCCGGGCGACUACAACGUUUCUGAUGGCUUCUACCUGAGGGGCAUGCACAGUUACCAUGACAACGACUACGGGUAAAUAAACAAAUUUCAUCACGUGCACGUUACAU
Messenger RNA from Branchiostoma floridae (Florida lancelet), 1629 nucleotides. Its product is annotated as dermatopontin-like. The coding region runs from base 966 to 1598 and encodes 210 amino acids. The record is from RefSeq and is a predicted model, not a curated record. Lineage: Eukaryota; Metazoa; Chordata; Leptocardii; Amphioxiformes; Branchiostomatidae. The transcript has 2 exons.